This is a messenger RNA of Cataglyphis hispanica, 570 nucleotides long. RefSeq names its product active regulator of SIRT1-like. The coding region runs from base 93 to 524 and encodes 143 amino acids. The transcript has 4 exons. The record is from RefSeq and is a predicted model, not a curated record. Lineage: Eukaryota; Metazoa; Arthropoda; Insecta; Hymenoptera; Formicidae.
GGGGAUAUAUGUAUACAUGGUUGGCAAUCAUGUCAUCUGCGAAAUCAACAGUUCAUGUUAUACUUCAUAGCCAAGUUUCUGUAGUCUAGAAAAUGUCUAAUUCGCUUGUCCAUAAAAGCAUGGAGUUAUUGAGCUGCGAAAAAGAUUUACAUAAAGAACAAAAGAAAAGGAGAAAACGUAAAGACACCAGAUAUAAAGGAGUUUUGGAUCUAAUUCCCACUAAACACAGGAUCAUCUCCAAACACGAUAAAACAGAUUUUGAUACAGUUUUGGUUCGGUCUAGCAAAACUACUGUUUAUGAGGCCCAGAAACGCAUAGCUACUCAACAAGAUCCUACUGACAAAAAUGUGCAACAACUUCUUUUAUUUAGCAGUAAUAGGAUAAAUCCUGAAACAGCAAGCAAAUUAUUGCAUCGUGCUAUUAAGAAGAGAUAUAUCCAACAGCAGGAGAAACCUACAGAGCCAGAAGAGACAGCUUUUACUGAAGAGGACUUUAAGAAGUUUGAACAGGAAUAUAUCCAGUAAUCAUCAAUCGUGACAUUAAAUGAAAAAAUAAAGCAACAAAAAAAGU